Trichoderma gamsii is the source of this 927-nucleotide messenger RNA. RefSeq lists its product as hypothetical. The record is from RefSeq and is a predicted model, not a curated record. Gene Ontology annotation, biological process: maturation of LSU-rRNA; maturation of 5.8S rRNA. Gene Ontology annotation, cellular component: preribosome, large subunit precursor. Bases 1 to 927 code for a protein of 308 amino acids. The transcript has a single exon. NCBI's taxonomy places the organism in Eukaryota, Fungi, Ascomycota, Sordariomycetes, Hypocreales, Hypocreaceae.
AUGGCGGGACUACCGAACAAGAAGAGACGCCAUGAUAACAAAUCACAUCGCCCAACUAAAAAGCAGCGACAAGCACAAGCGUACAACAGCGACUCAGACAAUGAAGAAGAGCAGGAACAGCAGGCCUUUGACGCUGUCAAUCUGCUAGAUUCCGACGACGACAUUCACAAUGCGCCCGCGGACGAUGGCGCUGAUGCUGAUGAAAACUUGUCAUCCAGCUCAGAUGAGGAAACACCCGUGGUGAAGAAGGCCAAUGCCGAGAACAAAAAGUCAAAACAGCCAAAGCGCAAGGCUGCGCAACAAGAGGAAGACGACAACGAAGACAUGGAAGAGGCAGAAGAAGAGAGAAGCGAGUCGGAAAAUGACGACGAGGACGACGACAUGGAGGAGUUUGACAUGGGCGAAACAAAGACAAAGUCAAAACGAAACGACCCCACUGCGUUCGCUACGUCUCUGUCCAAGAUUCUAUCAACCAAGCUAUCCGCAUCAAAACGGUCAGAUCCAGUCUUGUCGCGAAGCGCUGCUGCGCAUGAGGCUUCCAAAGCUGCCGUGGAUAUUGCGCUGGAGGCCAAGGCCCGGAGAAAGCUCAAGGAGCAGAAGAGAGUUGCGUUGGAAAAGGGUCGUGUCAAGGAUAUUUUGGUAGCGACAAUCGAUGAGUCGGGUGAGCCGGAAAUGACAACUUCCGAUAUCCUGGCCAUUGAGAAGGGCCUGCGCAAGACCGCCCAGAGAGGUGUCAUCCGCAUGUUCAAUGCUGUAAGAGCCGCCCAGGUACAGGCUGCUGAUGCAGAGAAAAGUGUCAGGAAGGAGGGUGUCAUUGGUAAAAAUACGAGAGACGAGAAGAUCAAUGAGAUGAGCAAGAAGGGCUUUUUGGACCUGAUUGCUUCGGGAGGAGGCGGUUUAAAGAAGGCUCCUUUGGAAGAGGCGUAG